UUUUUCUUUUUCGGCGUAACCUACAUCUACACUAGCAAAACAAAGAGACGAAGUGGACGAGUCCAAUCAGGAAAGAUGACUGGGGAUGAAUUAAUCAGAAGAAUGAACGGAGAAGAAGAGUCAAAAGAGGAGGAAAUUGUUUGCUUAGACGAAUCUUUCUUUAUCAAUGACGAUUACCAGCUGACCACUUUUACAUUUGGGUCUCAUGUUCUUCAGCUUCUAUGUCUCCAGUCUGCAUCUACUGAUUUUGAUUUGACAGGGCAACUAGUGUGGCCUGGUGCCAAGCUAUUGAAUGAUUAUCUCUCAAAAAAUGCUGAGAUGCUCCAAGGAUGUUCUGUUCUAGAGUUAGGAUCUGGUGUAGGAGUUACUGGGAUACUAUGUGGCAGAUUUUGUCGUCAAGUUGUGUUAACUGAUCACAAUGAUGAAGUGUUGAAGAUCAUCAAGAAAAAUAUAGAGCUUCAUGCACCUUCAGUGAACCCCAAUUCUUGUGCUGAAUUAGAAGCUGUGAAACUAGAGUGGGGAAGUUCUGAUCAAAUAAAUCAAAUUUUAGGAAGAUAUUCAGGAGGAUUUGAUCUGAUUCUUGGAGCUGACAUAUGCUUUCAGCAGUCAAGCAUUCCUUUGCUCUUUGAUACUGUGGAACAGCUUCUUCGCUUUAGAGGAGAACAUUGCAAAUUCAUACUAGCAUAUGUAUCCCGAGCAAAGAUCAUGGAUACACUGGUCAUCAAAGAAGCUGCCCAGCAUGGAAUGAGGAUGAAUGAAGUACCUGGGACCCGAGCUCUGAUCGGAAAUCUUGAAGGAGUCAUCUUUGAAGUUUCCAUUAAUAAGAAUCAUCAGAUCAGUUUGAUAUUAGGACAAUGAGAGGUUUGUGUGUAUGCAGCAAAUCACAAAAAAGAAGGCCAUUCUCCAGGACAAGAUCUGAAGGUGAACUGUUGACAACAUUUUUGCAAAGCUCAAUAUGCUUUUUCCAGAUGGUAGCGACAAAAUUUUGAGAUGAGUAGAUGAGUUGUCUGAAUAGUGUUGUUAAAGUAAUUUCAGAAUUUAAAAUAUGAAGAGAAAUAGACAGUUUAACAUUGUCCUCCUCUUCAUUGGCAUAUACAUGUAAAUGCAUAUUGAUUCGCCUCUGAAGGUGCAUAAACCAUGAUGAAAGCAUUCACAAUCAAAUAAUUUAGUCCAGAUUUUUAAA
This is a messenger RNA of Manihot esculenta (cassava), 1183 nucleotides long. RefSeq names its product protein N-lysine methyltransferase METTL21A. Gene Ontology annotation, cellular component: nucleus. The coding region runs from base 76 to 858 and encodes 260 amino acids. Gene Ontology annotation, molecular function: protein methyltransferase activity. Lineage: Eukaryota; Viridiplantae; Streptophyta; Magnoliopsida; Malpighiales; Euphorbiaceae. Gene Ontology annotation, biological process: protein methylation. The transcript has 8 exons. The record is from RefSeq and is a predicted model, not a curated record.